AUGGCAACUCGCCGUCACCCGGUCUUCGCCAAAGCCGUUUUCACCAGGCCGUUUUCUGUGCUGGCACCCGCCAGAGGCCCUUCUCGGGCACCUUCAGGGCAGUUGUACGUCCGGCUGUGCGGCAGCUUCCUCGCCGUGUUGGCGUCGGGGGCUGCCAUGGAAGGGCAGCCGGGUUCUCCGACCUGCGAGCCCCCCUUUUCCCAGAGGCUCUCCCCCCUUUCCGAAGGAGAUGGGCCUGAAGGUGAAGAAGAACAGGAGGAGGAUGCAGCCGGGAUGCGGCCAAGAGAAGAGCUGGGGGAAGGCUCCCCGGAGCCGUUAGGACAAGCUUCUCCGUGCCACUUGGGGCCGUGCUGCCACGGGCAGGGCUCUCUCACCCCUCGGGGUGCAGGCAGGCCCUGCCAGAAGGCUGAGGACGAGGGGGCUUCUCCGUGCCACCAGGCGCCAGGGGACCUGCGGCCGUGCCGGCAGAAGCACAGGCUGUGCCUGAAGCCUGAGACAAGCCGGGCUCCCGCGUCCCCGGGGCGGGGGGAGGUCACCGAAGAGCCAGGACCCUCCCGGGGGAAGAGGCUGCGGUUGAUCUGGGGUCGGACAGGUGACUUCAGACAGAGGGCGAUGGAGAACGGGCUGGAGGAGGCGCUGCGGAGCAGCGAGGAGGAGGAGGGGGAGAGAGGGUCUCGGUCCUGCUCCCCUGAGCUGCCCCUUCCCGGCGAUGCUCGUCCCAAGCCGGACUUUGUGCAGCUGAUCGACGAGCGUGGCAUCUACUCCACUGCCAAGCUGCUGGAGAUCCGCGAGGUGAUCGUGGACGAGAAGCCCUUCCAGUGCGGUGUCUGCGAGAAGGCCUUCAAGCGGGCCUGGGAGCUCUUCAGCCACGAGGUGGUGCACAACGAGGAGCGUCCCUUCCGCUGCGACCUCUGCCAGGCCUCCUUCAAGCGCCACUCGGACUUCAAAAGCCACCGGCUGGUCCACACGGAGGAGCGACCCUUCCGCUGCGAGCUCUGCGGCAAGCGCUUCAAGCGUUCCUCCAACCUCCAGGAGCACCGGCGCAUCCACAGCGGCGAGCGCCCCUUCCGCUGCCCCCGCUGCGCCAAGAGCUUCAAGACCCCCUACGAGCUGCAGCGCCACGCCCUCACCCACUGCGCCGAGAAGCCCUUCAAGUGCGCCGACUGCGGGAAGGACUUCCCCACCUCCAACGCCCUCCUCCUCCACCAGCGCCAGCACUGCGACGACAAACCCCACGUCUGCGGGGUCUGCGGUAAGAAGUUCACCUACGGGCACAGCCUCAAGGUGCACGAGCGGGUGCACACGGGCGACCGCCCUUUCAUCUGCCCGCUCUGCGGCAAGGGCUUCAAGCAAUCCAACGCCCUCUCUUCCCACGAGCGGGUGCACACCGGCGAGCGCCCCUUCGUCUGCAAAACCUGCGGGAAGGCCUUCAAGCAGUCGUCCUACCUGGUGAUCCACGAGCGGGCGCACACGGGGGAGCGCCCUUACAAGUGCGAGGUGUGCGGGAAGGCCUUCGCCCGGCCCUCUUUGCUCCUCCAGCACCAUCGCGUGCACAGCCAGGAGCGGCCCUACAAGUGCAGCUUCUGCCACAAGUUCUUCAAAGACCUGGCCUACCUGGCCGUGCACGAGAAGGUGCACACGGGUGAGACCCCCUACAAGUGCAGC
Molecule: messenger RNA, 1665 nt
Organism: Leptosomus discolor (cuckoo roller)
Lineage: Eukaryota; Metazoa; Chordata; Aves; Leptosomiformes; Leptosomidae
Source: RefSeq, a predicted model, not a curated record